Molecule: messenger RNA, 1230 nt
Organism: Linum trigynum
Lineage: Eukaryota; Viridiplantae; Streptophyta; Magnoliopsida; Malpighiales; Linaceae
Source: the annotation of a GenBank genome assembly
AUGGAGGAUGAGAAGAAGAAGAAGCGAAACAAGAAGAAGAAGAACAAACAGAACAAGGCAUCUGAAGAUGACGCUCCCGCCGUCGCCGCCGAUCAUGUCACCAAUGGGGUAAACGAUCAUAAGCCUACUAUUCAAAUCGCUGCAGUACCAAACGUCGACGCAAAUUCGGCUUCCGACGUCCACCGGGAUAAUGGAUUGGACGAGACUGCCCUGAAAGAGGAAAUCAGUCGACUGCAUGGGGAAAAUGAAUCACACUUACGAAAAGAGUCUGGCCUAGAAGAGAAGAUUAAGGAGCUGCAGGAUCAAAAUAAUGCACAUGUACAAAAACAGGCUUCCUUAGAAGGUGCAAUCAAAGCAUUGAUAAGUGCAAAUGACAUUUCCGUGAUUAAACAGGCAGAUUUUGAAGAAAAAAACAAGCAACUGAGUAUUGAAAAGGAUUCAUACAUGCAGAAAGAGACUGAUCUAGAGAUGAAAAUUGCACAGUUGCAACAUGAAAAAGAUUCGUGGCUUGAAAAGGAGUAUUCUUCAAAGGAAACAAUUGUGAAACAAAAUGUUGAUAUUACAAGACUGAAAAUGCAGGUGGUGGAAUUGGAAGAAAAUAAGAGUAAUCUGUUAAAAGAGAACCAAGUGCUGGUGGAAAGAAUAUCUGAUCUGCAGUCGAGGAUUCUGACUCUCGAUAAGAGCUUCUCCUCAGAAAACUCAUCAGAUCAACUUACAAAGAAUCCUCACGAGGAUGACAAGGUGAACUCACAGAUUGAAGCUGCUCUUGCACUUGUCGACAAGUUGAUCACAGAAAACGCAGAGCUUGUUGAGAAGGUGAAUGAGUUGUACGCUAAGCUGGACCAAAAAGGUGCUCAACUCGAUCAAUCUUCAGGCAUUGAAAGUGAUGGCAUUGUUGAGAAUACCGAAAUUCUUGGCACCUUGGCCUCCCCGGCCGAGUCAGUAAAGAAUAUCCCUGCUUUGAAUGGUGUGUUGGAUUCCAUUGAAAUGGGGAUGCCAGUUGUUCCGAUCACUGUCCCUUCAGAAGCUGACUCGGGGGAGAUCGUACAGAUCCCACUGGACGAAACCGAAGACGAGAACAAUUCGGAGGCCCCACAAGAUGUAGUGGGCGAUGACAGUGGUGAUGACAACACCCCAUUUUCAGAUGCACCACUAAUCGGUGCUCCAUUCCGAUUAAUCUCAUUUGUUGCUAGCUAUGUUAGUGGUGCUGAUUUAGUUAACAGAAGUUAA